This is a messenger RNA of Octopus sinensis (East Asian common octopus), 1033 nucleotides long. Its product is annotated as zinc finger protein 724-like. The coding region runs from base 1 to 864 and encodes 287 amino acids. The record is from RefSeq and is a predicted model, not a curated record. Gene Ontology annotation, molecular function: DNA-binding transcription factor activity; RNA polymerase II cis-regulatory region sequence-specific DNA binding. Gene Ontology annotation, biological process: regulation of transcription by RNA polymerase II. Lineage: Eukaryota; Metazoa; Mollusca; Cephalopoda; Octopoda; Octopodidae. The transcript has 3 exons.
AUGAAGACUUCCCAAAGUGAGCCUCCAACUGUUACAAUUAGUAGAUUAACUGAACACAAGCGUACUCAUACAGGAGUGAAGCCAUAUCACUGUGAUGUCUGUGGUAAAUCGUUCACUGUAAGUAGUAGAUUAACUCAGCACAAACGUAUUCAUACAGGAGAGAAGCCAUAUCCUUGUGAUACUUGUGGUAGAUUAUUCAGUGAAAGUAGUGCUUUGACUACACACAAACGUCUUCAUUCAGGAGAGAAACCAUAUCAUUGUGAUGUCUGUGGUAAAUCAUUCUCUGACAGUAGCAACUUCACUACACACAAACUUAUUCACACUACAGAGAUGCCAUAUUACUGUGAUGUCUAUGGUAAAUCAUUCCCGAAAAGAUAUUACUUAACUACACACAAACUUAUUCAUACAGGUGAGAGGCCAUAUCACUGUGAUAUCUGUGGUAAAUCAUUCUCUCACAGUAUUCACUUAACUACACACAGACGUAUUCAUGCAGGAGAGAAACCAUAUCAUUGUGAUAUCUGUGGUAAAUCAUUCUCUCAGAGUGGUCACUUAACUAAAUGCAAAUGUAUUCAUGCAGGAGACAAGCCACAUUGCUGUGAUAUCUGUGGUAAAUCAUUCUCUCAGAGUGGUCACUUAACUAAAUGCAAAUGUAUUCAUGCAGGAGACAAGCCACAUUGCUGUGAUAUCUGUGGUAAAUCAUUCUCUCAGAGUGGUCACUUAACUAAAUGCAAAUGUAUUCAUGCAGGAGACAAGCCACAUUGCUGUGAUAUCUGUGGUAAAUCAUUCUCAUGCAGUACUGUCUUGAUUAGACACAAUAUCAGUGUGAUACCUGUGGUAAAUCAUUCUUGCAAAAUAGUGGCUUAAAUGUGCACAAAUGUAUUCACAGAGAGAAACCAUAUCUCUAUGAUAUCUGUGGUAACUCAUUCUCUUGUGCUAGUCACUAAAUUAUGAACAAAUGUAUUCUUAUAGGAGAGAUGUCACAUUAUUGUGAUAUCUAAUUUAACUCAUUCUAGCUGUGAAUGAGAGAUGUCUA